Molecule: messenger RNA, 897 nt
Organism: Aureobasidium vineae
Lineage: Eukaryota; Fungi; Ascomycota; Dothideomycetes; Dothideales; Saccotheciaceae
Source: the annotation of a GenBank genome assembly
AUGGUCACGAGCGUCAGAGUCGACGUUGUCAAAGAGGAGGGCGGCCAGCAGAGGACGCUCGGCGAACGCAUGGCGUUCAUAUAUUGGUCGNUCUAUGGUCUUGUUAUUAAAAUGCUCCGGCAAAAUGAUGGAGAAAAUGCGGAUUCCGCUGGUCAACACAAGGUGUUCAUCAAUCCCUGUUGUACAGCAUUCCGAAUGUCGCGAUAUAAUGCCAAGGCUGUCGCAAAAGGUGGUCGGGUCCUGCCGACGCAGAGCAGUUAUGGACUUUNNUGGUAUGCGGCGAGCACGACCGAGAGAUCACGGCCAGUCACACAUUACACAUCANCAACCAUGUCGGCCCAAGCAGCGAUGAAGGCACCAUUCCGCCUAGGAACCAAGGAGGUCUUCCUCAUGAAACAGANNCCCAACUUCACAGUAACUCUCAUCCGCACACCGCGCAUGCCCGCCAGCUUCGCCAAAUUCAUCGUGCCUCUCAACAUGAACAAACUCGACCUUCGCGACUACCUGUUUCACGCCUACAAUGUCCGCGUCGUCAGCGUUCGCUCCUACAUCGACCAACAAAAAGUCACACAAGGCAAACCCAACGCCCCCAAGAUGCAGAUCAAGCGCUGGUUCCGCCCGCGCGCUAUCAAGAAGAUGACGGUCGAACUGGAGAGUCCUUUCGUGUGGCCAGAAAUGCCGACCAAGGACGAGUUGAACGAGAACUGGAGCAAGGACACACACGCCCAGGCCCAGAAGGACAACGACAAGUACUCCGAGCAAAGAGGUAGACUGGCAGAUACGUUUGUGGAUAAGGACGAGAGAAAGAGCAUGAGAGAGCAGGCUAGGGCGCUGUUGGAGAGAAAGGAACAGUGGAAGCCCGCCGAGGAGUUGGGCUUUGCUGCACCAAAGAAAUAA